This is a messenger RNA of Symbiodinium natans, 3021 nucleotides long. NCBI's taxonomy places the organism in Eukaryota, Dinophyceae, Suessiales, Symbiodiniaceae. The record is from the annotation of a GenBank genome assembly.
AUGCUCACCGAGCCGGAGGUUUGCUUUGAGGCGCAAGCUGAUUGGUCUCGCUUCGUCGUGGUGGACGAGCUCCGCUGGGAUGCUGAGAGAGUCCACGUGGCCGAUUUCAGCGGAAGUGUGAAAGAAUGCAGCAAUCACUGCUCCCCUGACUGGGAUGCGGAAACCGAAGCACCGCCGUCGGCAGCCACUUCCUCUUGCUCUGACUCAGACGUGCAGGGAAAGCCCGACGUCACGCGUUUCCCGUGGCCCGGAGCAGCAAAGCCGGAAAGCCUGGAACUGUGCACACUGGGAGAUCUGCGAUAUCAUCCCGAGGACGUCGUUGAGCCCUGCUUUGAAGAGAUUCCACAGUUGGCAGUGGAUGCACAGGACGCAAGCGAGCCUGAGAGCGAACCAGCCAUUCUGCCGCUUCGGCCUUUCCCGCCAAGCCAUUCGAUAGGGUGCGAGGAAGAUAUGUUACAGAAUGAGGUGGAGGCGGAUUGGAGCAGCGUCAGCCCAACAGAAGCCGCCUUGCAUCACCAGGUUGCGCUGCCAGCCGCGAAGCUCUUCCCGAAGAGAGUGCUGCCAAGCAAUCCCCUCCUCAGCCCGAGGGCGCCUGUUAGCGCUUCGAAAGUUCCGAAAGCCCCGGAAGCGGACAUCCAGCAAACUCUCAAGACGGAGAGCUUCGAUUCACAGCCAGCUCCGGCGGUGUUUGAGGCCGUGCCGGAGCCGUGUUCUGGAUCCUGCCAAGGGAGCCAGGCAUCACUGGAGACGUGCCUUCUUAUGAGCACAGAGAGCCUGGCUUCUGACCAAGACGGGGAGGAACAGGAGGAGCAUCUUGAUCUUGGCCUCUCUGCCUUCAUGAGCGAGCGGCAAUGCAAGAGGGUCGCUGGCAGCUUCCUGAAAGCGAAUGGCUUCUUUCAUGUGGAUGAAGUCGAGCCAACACUACGCCAUCCCUUGCUUGAAGCCGUGAGCCAAAAUCGACCCCGGGUCGUCGAAGCCCUGCUCUUCCUCGGAAGCCGCAGGGAUGUGCGGAACGUUCAGGGCCUCACUCCGUGGCGCUUGGCAGAAAAUCUUCACCAACAAGAGGGUGGAUUCCGAGAGGUCUUGCAGGCCUUCAGCAAGGAUGAAGCUCGGAGAGCAAGGAUGCAAGGAGGACAGGUGACCGCCGAGGAGGACGGCUUCCAAGGCAUGUGUACUGUAAUCAUGGGCUCAGAUGAAACUGGGUACCGGAGGCUGUCCAUGCUCUUGCCCCAGUCUGCUAACGAGAAGCCAGAAGUGGAGGACAAGGACACCUUUCAACCGCUUGCAAAAGGAUUCCCUUCCGAUGCAGAAAUGUACAGGGAGCAGUCUUUUUCCUCCACUCAGACCGGAAGUUGGACCACCGCAAGCAGCAACUCCGACCCGCGGACGAACCGCAACUCGACGCGGGACUUCAGGCUCAAGAUGCAGGUGAAGGCCUUCUUGCAGGCCAAUGGUUUCAUGCACAUCAACGAAGCUCAGCAUGCCUGGGGUCGCACCCGCUAUCCACUGCAUGUGGCGGUCUCCCAGAACAAGCCCGCAGUCGUCAAAGCGCUGUUGCUUCUGGGUGCCCGGCGCAACGUGAAGACCCGCCGCGGUCUCACACCAGAAGAUUUGGCAAGGCGCAGCGGCUUCAAGGAAGUCUCGCAAGUUUUGGAGCAGGCGAUGCUGCAGACGGAGAACACACUUGACAGCUCCCGGUCCACAGUUCCCAUGUCGAUCAUCCAGAUGCUUGCUGGCUUGCACCAAUUUGCAUCAAAUGAUACAUUGGGCAGGAAUGACCCAGAGUACAAGUACCGCAUGUACCAUGCCGCGUGCGCUCGCUCAGUUGGGUCCGUGAAGCCCCUGGAAGCUUUCAGGUGGAAGUUUCUUAGUCCCGGUGAGGUCCAGAGGUGUCUUUAUGUCACGAAGUCACGAAGGAUAGCUGCAAUAUACGUGCCCAACAAGGCAUCCGGUGGACUACUUCUUGGAGCAAUGCCGGCUUCUCAGAUCACCUCGCUGCGGGAGUCGACUGAAGUGCAGAAAUCUACGCAUUAUAAGGACCACUAUCAGAAGAUGUUCAAGGAGCAGGGCUGCGAUCGCGAGUAUGUGAAAUACCCAUACACUCGAGAAAUGAUCGAGGGCUACUUCAAGCAGUACACGCAGCUUACCGGCGUUCCCGUGACUGCUGAUGGCCCGCCAGCUGACGCGCCGGAGCUUGUUGACUGCACCCUUGAGUCUGCCGUCGGGGCUUUGCCAGCUUGGGCAGAAGACGAUAAAAAUCUGGAGGGCAUGAGCAUGCAGGUUCAGCAGGAUCCGUCCUGGUGGACUCAGCGUGCCACGGGCUCCGAGCUGUUCAUGCGGAAGGAUGUUUCCUUCGAUGUCGAUGGGCGGCGCUUGGCCUUGAGCCACCACUUCAUCGGAACCCAGUUCGGCCUACAUGCUGCAAGGUCAAUGUUGCUACUGACCUUCUGGCUACCUUACUGUAUGGGAGUUGAAUCCUGGGAAUACCGCGACGCGCUUGUGCAGUCAGAUGCGAACCUUGCAGAGAUACAGUCGGACCUCCAGGAGAUCCAAUCAAGCAACUUGGACAUCCAGCAGACACUGGCGGAGGCAGUUGGGCACCCAAGGUACUCUGCAGCUUUGACAACCGAGGCUAGGGCAACGAAAAGUUCUCAAGAGAAGCUGCUGAAGGCCCUGAGACUUGUGGGCGCAGACAUUCGGAUGUCCAAAGAUGGGAGAGGCAUGCGGCAUUUGGCGGCAAACUCUACUACGGACGGGCAGGCAGCCGGGCAUGCCGGCCCCAUCUGCCACGAUGGACACCCAUGCAGCGCGUUCGACAGGUUCAUGGAAGACUGCCUUCGACACAAACACUUUGUCAUCGCGGGCCUCAUGACUCUCUUCGCAAUUCCUCUCUGCUUGCUGAUGCAGUACAGGCGAUCCAAAGGACGAGACGAGUCCGUGCGUGGGGCAGAUGACUUGGACGAGGUCUGGUUUCGCAAGCCAGAGCAGGGCAAAGCAUCUCCCAUGAGCAUGACGCCCUGA